AUGGCUGGGAUUGAUGAUAAUGUUGCCCUUACUGGUGAUUGGGGUCUUGCUAGCCCAAGUCCAAGAACAUUUUUCUCCAGAAUGUUAGAGGAAGACACUGUAACAAGAUCAAUCUCAGAACAUUCUGGGAGUGGUAGAACUGGGGAAUUCUUUUCAGGACCUUAUGAGCCUAGUGAGAAAGGGAAGGGGAACAUGAAGGAUGGGGCACAAGAUGGUGAUUCUGGAGCCCAAUUGACCAACCCGAGAUUUCAGACUGAGCAGAAGUCGAAUUCCCGGGGUGGUCUUGUGGAAAGAAUAGCUGCUAGAGCUGGGUUUAAUGCUCCAAGGCUGAACACUGAAAGCAUUAGAUCUACUGACCUUUCGCUCAAUUCCGACAUUCAGUCUCCUUACUUGACAAUCCCGCCCGGUCUCAGUCCUACAACGCUUUUAGAUUCUCCAGUGUUCCUUGCAAAUUCACUGGCACAGCCAUCUCCAACUACUGGAAAGUUCCUGUUCAUGUCAAAUGGCAACAUGCGCUCAGAAUUAUCAUCUGAUGCUCCAGAAAAAUGUGAAGAUAAUGGCUUUGGGGAUAUCUAUACAUCAUCUUUUGCUUUUAAGCCUGCAACAGGCUCAGGCUCCUCUUUUUAUCAUGGUGCUGGAAGAAAAAUAAAUCCAACUACACUUCCUCAACAAUCCCGUCCUGGGAUUGAGGUUUCGGCUCAGUCAGAAAAUUCUUUUCAAUCUCAAAGUGUUGAUGCUGUCAAAGUUCAAACUGAGAACAAAAUUGGUCUUCAGGCAGACUAUGUCGAGUCGCCUCCUGAAAAAGAUACUAAAAUGUUCCCAGCUGAUCAAAGGGCUUUUGAUGCUGUUGGUGCUGGCAUUGAACAUUCUACACCAAUUGAAGAACAUGGAGAUGAAGAAGGAGAUCAAAGAGGCAAUGGAGAUUCAAUGACCGGUGGUGUUGGUGGUGCGCCAUCUGAUGAUGGAUAUAACUGGAGAAAAUAUGGCCAAAAGCAAGUUAAAGGCAGCGAGUACCCUCGAAGUUACUACAAGUGCACACAUCCAAACUGUCAGGUUAAGAAGAAAGUAGAACGAUCCCAUGAGGGCCAUAUAACUGAGAUCAUCUACAAGGGAACACACAACCAUCCAAAACCUCCACCAAAUCGCCGGUCAGGUAUAGGUUCAGUUAACCCUCAUACUGACAUGCAAAUCGACAACCCUGAACAUGUUGAACCACACAUUGGUGGUGAUUGUGACAUGGGCUGGGGUAAUGUACAAAAGGGAAAUAUAGCUGGAGCUGCUAACUGGAAACACGAAAACCUUGAGGCAACAUCAUCAGCAUCUGUUGGCCCUGAAUACUGCAACCAGUCCACCAAUUUGCAGACUCAAAAUGGUACUCACAUUGAUUCAGGAGAGGCAGUUGAUGGAUCGUCUACUUUUUCCAACGAAGAAGACGAAGACGACCAAGGCACUCAUGGUAGUGUAUCAUUAGGUUAUGAUGGGGAAGGAGAUGAAUCAGAGUCUAAGAGAAGGAAACUGGAAUCAUAUGCAGACCUGAGUGGAGCUACUAGAGCCAUCCGGGAGCCUAGAGUUGUUGUGCAGACUACCAGUGAAGUAGAUAUCCUCGAUGAUGGUUACCGGUGGCGGAAAUAUGGACAAAAAGUUGUCAAAGGAAAUCCCAAUCCAAGGAGUUACUACAAGUGUACGAAUGCAGGGUGCACAGUAAGGAAACACGUGGAGAGAGCAUCACACGACCUUAAAUCAGUAAUCACUACGUACGAGGGAAAGCACAACCAUGAUGUGCCUGCUGCUCGUGCCAGCAGCCAUGUCAAUGCUAGCGCUUCCAACUCCGUCCAAGCUUCUGGUGUUCUUCCGACCCAUGUUCAUAGACCUGAACCAUCUCAAGUACACAAUGGCAUUGGAAGGCUUGAGAGGCCAUCCCUCGGCUCGUUCAACCUACCGGGAAGGCAGCAGCUAGGACCUUCCCACGGCUUCUCCUUCGGCAUGAACCAACCGAUGCUAUCGAAUAUGGCGAUGUCAGGGUUAGGCCAUGUGCAAGCAAAGCUUCCUGUCAUGCCUGUUCAUCCAUUCUUGGCACAACAACAACAGCAACGCCCUUCAAACGAUUUUGGUUUCAUGAUGCCAAAGGGAGAGCCAAAUGUGGAGGCUAUUCCUGAACGCGGUGGUGCCCUUAACCUGCCAAAUGGGUCAUCAGUGUACCAAGAAAUCAUGAGUCGCAUGCCUCUUGGACCUCAUACGUAA
This is a messenger RNA of Sphenostylis stenocarpa, 2241 nucleotides long. The record is from the annotation of a GenBank genome assembly. NCBI's taxonomy places the organism in Eukaryota, Viridiplantae, Streptophyta, Magnoliopsida, Fabales, Fabaceae.